This is a messenger RNA of Durusdinium trenchii, 3819 nucleotides long. NCBI's taxonomy places the organism in Eukaryota, Dinophyceae, Suessiales, Symbiodiniaceae. The record is from the annotation of a GenBank genome assembly.
AUGAGGGAUGGAUUGGAAGCGCUGUCUGGGAACAGAAAAGAGUGCGACAAAAUGGGGCAGCUUUACGGCCUGGUGUACAAGAAAGCUGGGAUUCUUUGGCAUCCCAGCUUGAAACAUUAUGUUGAUCCAACCAGUCAAACGUUUUUUGACUGGGUGCACAUUUUGCUUGCUAGCGGGGGACUUGGUCAGUACGAGAUGAACGAUUAUCUGAAAGUCCUUCAGUUGAACAACGUUGGCCUGGACCAGUUGGACUCUUUUCAACAAGGUGUGUGCAUUCCGAAGGCCCUUACCAAGCUUCCCAAGUGUUUCUUUGCAGAACGCAUUUGCAAAGACAAUGACACGCACCUACGGUGCUUUGCAGGUGAGCUGUUGACGGCCAUACCUGCCAUGACCUUGUUCAACAGUCUGGUUUUGGAACCUUUGGGAAUUUUGAGGGACCACCGGCUUUGUUUCCAGCAGUUGGCAACCAUUAUUGACAUCUUGAGCAAGGGCGAGGGAGCAUUGCAGUUCCUUCCUCAGUUGAAGCGCGUGGAUGUCAAAAGCGACAGUCAGUUCGAUGGUGGGGAUGCUUCAAUGUGCACAGCUGAUGAAAUGUUAUCAGAUCACUGCUGCAGUUGCAAGAAACGCGUUGACCCGGAGAACAGUUUAGUCAUUGUCAGAGCAUCGGUUAAGACUCCAGAGGCUCGCAGGCGCCGCAGUUGCCACAAUGUGCGUGGUGCCAUCCAGCGGUUGGCAAACCGUCAAGGCAAUCUUGUGAAAGAAUUCACGUCUGUUUCAGGUGACCGCUUGCAAGAGUUCUACAGCAAUUUCUCUAACCUCAGGGGUGAAGACCUUCGCAUGAAGAUUGAAGAAACGGUCACCGACUGGAAAACAGCAACGACAACAUACAAGUUCACACAGGACGCUGAGUUUAUGGACGAGAUUGAAGUGAGAAAGAAGUAUGUUGAUCGGCCAAACGUGGCUGAACACAUACUCCUGAAUGGAAGACGCUUCUUUUGCCCAGUGAAAAAGGUCAUGCUGUUUGCCGAUCCCAAGUACAAUGCGAAGGUUGAGGACACUGAGGAACUUGGCACCAGCACCAAACGCAAAGCGCAAACAGCCCUCAAGGAAAAUGAAGAACCAAAAAAGCCGCCCAGAAAACCAAGAAAGGGACAGGAGGAUAAGAACAUAGAAGAAAAAAUACUGUCGAAGAAGCUGGAGAUGGCAAAUGCCAAGGAUACUUUGCUGAAAGAUGCGGUUGAGAGUCGUGAGAAGCGUCAAGCCUGCCAGCAGCCAGAUGUUUUCAAGACUGUCAAGAACAGUGUGGACACUGGAAAAGGCAAUGCCAGUCACUUGAUGACCUUAUUGGACGAGGCAAUGGACAAGAUCGUGGAGGCAACUUCCCGUCUGAAGGCUCAGCUGGAUGCUGCAGAGGCAUUCAACAAGCCAAAUGAUUGGAGUAAGGUGGUCCCAAAGCUUGGCAAAUGGUCACGGAAGCUUCAUGUGAGCUUUCCAUGUGUCGGCAUCGACGGUGCUGGACUUGCAUUGAAGUGCUUGCAGGUGCCUUUUUGUGCAAACAAUGUCUAUGACCUGGAGGGUCGAUACCAGCAACACCUGGAGAAACACCUUCCAGAUUGCGACCUCCACUUGGGCAGCAUUGAUGGCGAUAUAUGCCAAGCUGAUCUUGGCAGCAUCGAACGACCGGUGGACCUACUAAUCUCUGGUCCACCCUGCCCACCUUGGGCAGGGAACGGAUGUCACAAGGGCCAAGAAGACAGCAGGGCCGAUGUGUUCCUAAGUGUCAUGAAAAUGGUGCUGGUCCUCAUCAAAUCAGGUGAUUUGAAAGCCUGCGUUUUGGAGAACGUUAAAGGCAUCAUGCACCAAAGGAACGGUGCCACGAGCUUCAUGGAGAAUAUCACUGCUUUUUUGCGACAUGAGUGUCCAGAGUUCGACUGGGGAGUUGUUAGUCUCAAGGCUGAACAAUACAUGCUUGCACAGCAAAGGACCAGAGUCUUCCUCAGAGGCUUGCGGAGAACAGUUGGAAAAGGAACGGUGCCAGAACCCCUGGACCCAUUUGGAAAGAAGCCUUUGGUUGAUUUCCUAGAUCCCAAGUUGCCAUCCGUGGACAAAUCCACGUUGACGGAUGUUACGCGCCAGAAUCUGAUCGAUGCUAUGGCAGCAAUCAACAAAAUGAUGAAAAAGGGAGACGCGGUUUCCAGCGACAUCAUUGUGUUUCCAUUGGACAGAGCGGAAGGAAAGGUCUAUGUUCGCAGGUUCUCCAAGAACAUCGUGCCGACGUUGACGACAACGAACAUGUUUCUUGCUUCGCUUGACCUUGAGAUGCCAGAGAAAGACCGCAAGUUUUUCCGCUUUUUGUCAUUGACAGAACGCAUGUUGCUGCAGGGGUUCGAUGCAGACACGUUGUAUGACUGCAGCGAUGCGCUGAGGAUCAAAGGGGCUGGGAACACAUAUCCGGUACCACUCAUCAUUGCUGUUGUGGCUCCACUAUUGAUGGAGAUUAGACCAAAUCUGGGCGCCGUGCCCCGAUCCUCCACUUCGCUGGGCGCCCAAGAUUGCGCUAAGUUUGAUGAGUUCAUGGAGGUGGCUAAAGUGAAGGCUCGCCUCAUUUCCCAGGGAAACGCACGACGCAUGGCGUCCAAAAGGUUGAAAGACUUGCUUUCCUUUCUGUCAAGCCUAAGUGGUUUGAAGGAUGCCCCGCGGUCAAUGGAGCAACAACAGCGCCUGGUGGAAGGCUGCCUCCAAGACUUUGUGACGGGGCCCAAAAUCGAGAUGACAGAAGGGACAGAGAUGGUGAACUGGGUCACUGCUGCUUCAAUCCCAGGUUGGAUGAAGGAGCAGGUCUUGCAGGCAGUGCAGGACAAGGUUCUGGCCGACCAGACCAAUCAGAAGGAACCUGCUAAAGGAAAAAGACAACCUUUGCAAAGGAACUUGCACCUGUUCCACUACUUCACAGAGGAGGAAUGGGGAGUGAUGAGAAGUGAAACCCAAGGCUUGAACGCAAAGCUCCAAAUUUUGAAGAACAGGUGUCAGUUCAUUGGGCUCACAUGUCCUACAGAACCCACAUAUGUACUUGCCAACGUCAUUCUUCAUUUGGCUGCCCACAAUGGGCCCCCAGAAACUUUUCAGAUUGAUACAAGGAAGGCAUUUAGGGUCCUCAGGGAUGUCAAAACGGUCAUCAAGUCAGGCAGCAAAAAGGGGCAGCAUUCAGGCUUGGAAGUUUAUCCGAGCGACCCAAAAGGUUUGCCUGAUGCCAUCAAACAAACUGCGUAUUGCAAUGCGCAACCUGUGGCGUGCCCUUUGGACAUUGAUACUAUAGAAUCUUUAGCGAUGUCUUUUCCAUGCAGGGAGACGCAUGGUGAUGUUCGACGAGCGGGGCAUUCUGGUGUUUCAUUGCGUUCCUCACACCGUGAUGAUGGUUUGCGGGAUAUCCUUUGCAAUGCGCUUUUGGACAGGUUUAUGGGUGGGUCUGGAGGAAGCCAGCCAGAAGCCCUAACCAUUUUUGGAAAUGGGCAAUCUUUCAAAAAGAGAGCCAAGCAACCUUUGGCUUUGGAAGAUGGUUUUGUUGAUGGUCCUGAGGACAAAACGUGCAAAACAACAGUGUCUCCUCAAGUCAUUCCUGAAGAUGGUUUGCCAAAGGCGGUUGAGGAUGCGAAACCCUAUCACUUGGAAGUGGCCACAAUUUACACGUGUCCCAACAGCCAAAGUUGGCGCGUCAAGAAAACAGGGGACAAGAAAGAUCGAGCUUUUUCUUGGAAGAAGGAGGAUCCCAAAAGUACAUGGAAACGAGUGGUGGGGUACCUCGAGGAGAUUGCAAAUUGA